GGCUUCAAGUGGUCCUGCAGCAAUAGGUGGACAGAGAAGGCCUAGAGACAGCCGUCAGAUGAGGAGGACUUCGCGUGGUGACAGUCUCGUGAUGCCGCCCGCUGUCAGGGUAUAGCUUGCUGGCGCGGCGAUGCGUGUAGCAACACUGAAAACACGAGACUCUUGACCAGGACGGUAAGAGGGCUGCUGAAGUGCAGCGCGGCGAUUGAUCAUCAUGUUUUUUCUCUCAUUCUGCAUUUCGCAUGGCACACAGGCACACAUGGAGGCGUACAGGCGUAUUCGACCACCAGCACACAGCAACAACAGUAUUUUACGGCGGCAACCUUUCUGGCUCAUCAGUACGGCUCACUUUUACCUUUCUUUUGCCUUUCCGGUGCCUGGAGCGGACGGCCCGGCGAGCGAGCAUUCGGCGGCAUGUUCUUUUUGGUGUACCUUUUCCCUUAUUUCCUUCUUGGCGCCUCCUUUUGGUCCCUGGAUUCUUCCGCUCGUCUUCACCUUUCUUGACAUAGGCGUCCCCGCUGUGGCGUUUGACGUGGCUCGAGCGCCGGUGGGUGCCGGCUUGCUCGGCUUUCUUUGGCAAUCAAGUGCUUCACGCGGAUCGGGAACGGUAAAGAAUGAACAAACGUCUACGAGUUGGCGAGUUGGCAUGAGAACAACCACCAAGGAUUUGUCUCCGUUGGCUGCAAACCUCACCUAUAUCGUCGCUGUCCGUCCACCAUCCGCUUUUUUCCUUCUCUUUCCUUGCUCCAGGAAGCAAUCUCCCGUUGGCUCUGCUGGCCGUUUUCUUGAGCUUUCGUUUCAUUUUCCCUUUCUUGUUUAUAUAGUAGCGUGCCCACCGAGGCGUCAUCUCGCUCUUGUUUUCAACCGGACGACUAGUGUCAACUUGCUCCUACUCGUCUUUGCUUCUCCUUUCUCCCCUUACCAACGGCUUCUCUUGCGGCCGUCGCCACGGGACUUACGAAAGAGCUUCCCUGCGCAUACAGCAGAUUUACGGGGCAAUAUCCCCAAUGGCCUGUAAACAAAAAUACGGAAGAAACAAAUCAGGAAGGAAAGGAACGGGUGUGAUAAGAACAAAGGAGUGCGAGCGGCCGGAUAUCGGCUGCCUCCGUGGUGCCGCACGGCACUGUAUGACGCCGCACGACUCGGAGCGGGACGGGACGGGACGGGACGGGGCGAAGGAGGUAGUGCAGGGGACUUUUGUCGUUGUAUGAUAUCCCGCAUAGGUUCUUGGGCAAUCGUGUGUAUUAUAUAGGCAGGGAGCAAUGGCUUAGGUAGUUUGCAUGCGGGAGAAAGCGAAGGUCACGCUUUCUUCCGUCUUAUUGCUGGUUUUGGGUCGGCUUGUUUGCCAGUGGGAUGCUAGGUAUGCAUGC
Molecule: messenger RNA, 1370 nt
Organism: Aplosporella prunicola CBS 121167
Lineage: Eukaryota; Fungi; Ascomycota; Dothideomycetes; Botryosphaeriales; Aplosporellaceae
Exons: 1
Coding region: 215-1018 (267 amino acids)
Source: RefSeq, a predicted model, not a curated record